This is a messenger RNA of Lagopus muta (rock ptarmigan), 712 nucleotides long. It is a transcript of the gene EMC6, whose product is annotated as ER membrane protein complex subunit 6. The transcript has 3 exons. Gene Ontology annotation, biological process: protein folding in endoplasmic reticulum; autophagosome assembly. NCBI's taxonomy places the organism in Eukaryota, Metazoa, Chordata, Aves, Galliformes, Phasianidae. The record is from RefSeq and is a predicted model, not a curated record. Bases 189 to 521 code for a protein of 110 amino acids. Gene Ontology annotation, cellular component: EMC complex; endoplasmic reticulum; membrane.
GCUCGCUUUCCCGGCGCCCCCCGCGCCAAGAUGGCUGACAGGAGCUUCCGGUGGGGAGGCGCGCGGUGCCGCCGCGGGGGGCGCGAAGCGUAACGGUCGGGUCCGGCUGAGGGCUCUGCGGAGCAGUGUGCGGCUGUGGAUGAGAGCCCAGUUGGGAGCCAGGAGAUCCCGGAGCCCGGCUGGGAGCCAUGGCCGCGGUGGUGGCCAAGCGCGAGGGGCCGCAGUUCAUCAGCGAGGCGGCCGUGCGCGGGAACGCGGCCAUCCUGGACUACUGCCGGACGUCGGUGUCAGCCCUGUCGGGAGCCACGGCGGGGAUCCUUGGGCUGACGGGCCUGCACGGCUUCAUCUUCUACUUCCUGGCAUCCGUCCUCCUCUCCGUGCUCCUGGUGCUGAAAGCCGGGCGGCGAUGGAAUAAGUACUUUAAAUCCCGAAGGCCGCUUUUCACGGGGGGGCUCAUAGGAGGGCUCUUCACCUACGUCCUGUUCUGGACUUUCUUGUACGGCAUGGUUCACGUCUACUGAAACAACAGCUGUGGUAGCCACGGUGGUUUUUAAUGAAGCAGGAGGACUGUUGCCAAACAUCACCCACACAACUAGGCCAGCUUACCUUUUAAACUUGUUUGUUGCUUGUAUCCUUCAUACUGUCAGUAAAUUAUGUCCAAGUACAAAUGAAUCAGUAGUAUUGUUCUAAUUAAACUGAAUGUGAAACCACA